This is a messenger RNA of Gracilinanus agilis (Agile Gracile Mouse Opossum), 5590 nucleotides long. It is a transcript of the gene ADCY10, whose product is annotated as adenylate cyclase 10. Gene Ontology annotation, biological process: intracellular signal transduction; cyclic nucleotide biosynthetic process. The transcript is spliced from 33 exons. Lineage: Eukaryota; Metazoa; Chordata; Mammalia; Didelphimorphia; Didelphidae. Gene Ontology annotation, cellular component: cytoplasm. The record is from RefSeq and is a predicted model, not a curated record. Gene Ontology annotation, molecular function: adenylate cyclase activity. The coding region runs from base 680 to 5590 and encodes 1636 amino acids.
GGAGGAGGGGAACGAAGACUUAAAGAGAAGAGUAAAUCCUAUUCAGGAAGUGAGACGCAGUUGCAACAGUCACUGCACCCCAUUACAGCCAGAAUCGUUGCUCUGGGCGCUAUUCUGUUGGUCUGGAGGGUCCCCUAGGUCAACUCCAACCCGCUCUUAUAGCGGGCUGAAGGAAGCGUUAGUUAUAGGGUCCAGGGAGUCGCCAAAGGUGGCACUGCAGUCAGCUUGCAGGGUCCGGGAUCGAGAGGGAGAAAGCAGUUUGGGAGUUGACUCUGCGUACACCCGCGGACUGGGGUCACGUGGAGCGCUCCGCCAGGGUCAUGUGAGUCUAGGAAUCGACCGCAGCCAUCAUGGUUAUGGGCAGAUAGCCGGAUCUCCAAGUGACGGUGCGCACUACGCAUAAACAGGAGAACCAAGAAAAUAAAGCAAAGCCAUGAGAACAAUAAAAAAUAAAAUGAAAUUAAAAAGCAACUCCAAAUCCCACAAUCGACUUAGGAAUGCAGUAUUACGCAAGUGAGAAGGUUUGCAAUGCACCUUCGUGGUCCAGCCAUCAAAAGGAAGAAUGAAGACCCUGGGGAAAGAUAACAGUGACGCGGCUUUCUCCUGGUUUUCUUCCUACUUGUCUGAGCACUCAUUCUAAGUUUCCUCUGCUGCUGCUUCUUCCAGGAGGGACUCACUGAUGGGCCCUGAAAAUUUUCCUCUUAAGAUGAAUAUUGGAAAAGUACCCUUUCCUGAUCGGACUAUUGUCAGAAUAGCUGCUCACCUACCAGAUCUCAUUGUCUUUGGAGAUUUUACCUCAGAGCGGCCCUCCAUGGACUAUUUUGAUGGAGUCCUCAUGUUUGUGGAUAUUUCAGGUUUCACGGCAAUGACUGAGAAGUUCAGUACAGCCAUGUAUAUGGACCGAGGGGCUGAACAGCUGGUGGAGAUUCUCAAUAACCACAUAAGUGCCAUAGUAGAAAAGGUGCUGAUUUAUGGAGGAGACAUCUUAAAGUUUGCAGGGGAUGCAUUGCUAGCCCUGUGGAAAGUAGAGCGAAAUCAGCUGAAGAACUUUAUCACUGUGGUGGUUAAAUGUAGUCUAGAAAUUCAUGGAGUGUUUGAGAAUCAGGAGUCUGAAGAAGGCCUGGAUAUCCGAGUCAAAAUUGGACUGUCUGCUGGCCACAUCAAAAAACUGGUGUUUGGAGAUGAAAAAAGUUACUUUCUGGUGGUUGGACAGGCUGUGGAAGACGUACGCUUUGCACAGAACAUGGCACAGAUGAAUGAAAUUAUUUUGUCACCAAACUGCUGGCAACUCUGUGACCGGAAUGUAAUUGAAAUUGAGAGAAUUCCUGACCAAAGAGCCGUUAAGGUUAACUUCCUGAAGCUACCCUCUACUUAUAAUUUUGAUGAGUUUUUCAUGAAAUGCAUGGCCAACCUGAGUUACUAUCCUUCAGGUGAUCACAAAAAUAUUUUGAGACUCGCCUCUACCCUGGAGUGUGACCCUGAACUGGAAAUAUGUCUACAAAAGUACAUCAUGGGAAGUAUUUUGAAGCAGAUCGACGACAAGCAGCUGCGAGGUUAUUUGUCCGAACUUCGGCCGGUGACCAUCGUAUUUGUCAACCUGCAGUUUAAGGGUCAGGAGACGGCGGACGAUAUUGCCCAGGCCAUCCAGGAUGCCAGCGUGUACAUCAACUCUGUCCUGAAGAAAUUCAAAGGCCAAAUCAAUAAAGUCUUUAUGUUUGACAAAGUGAGUGUAAACGGAGGCCGGCGAGCCAGGAGCCCCCGAGAGGCCGCAGGCAGGGUUGCUCCAGAAAGGCUGGGCUCCGCGUUGGGGAAGGGUCUCCUGGGGUCGGGGUUACUGCCCCGACAGGCACCUCUCGUGCCCCAUUUUACCCCAUUUUCUACUUCUUCCCCACACUCUGUGCAUCUGUGUCGGAGUGAUCCAAGCCAGUGUCGGCGUCUCACGAAGCCAUACAGUGCUGAAGAGCAGGAAGGGCCUGGCCCAGUCAUUGGCCAAAAAGUCAACAUUGCUGCCCGGAUGAUGAUGUACUACCCUGGGAUUGUGACCUGUGACUCCGUGACCUACAGCAGCUGUGGCCUCCCCUCCUACUUCUUUAAAGAGCUCCCAAAGCAGCACAUGAAAGGUGUUGCAGAGCCUGGACCAGUCUACCAAUGCCUGGGCCUUAAUGAGAAAGUAAUGUUUGGUAUGUCAUCUCUCAACGUCCACAGAUAUAAGGGUUAUCCUCUCCUGGGGCGUGAUAAGGAGAUCAGAUUGUUUCUGCAUACCAUGAGAGAAUUUAUCCAGUUGAAAUGCAGUCGAGUUCUAAUGUUUCAAGGCUUACUGGGAUAUGGAAAAAGCCAUUUAAUUAAGGAACUAGGCUUUCUGGCACAAGAUGACAAUCACAGGGUCAUUGCUAUAGGAUUGACCAAGGUCAGCAUCAAUCACAAUUUUCAUACCAUUCAAUUACUCAUGGCCAGUGUCCUGGGUCUUGACACCUGCAAACAUUACAAGGAAAGACAACACCAUCUGAAGGAAAAAGUCAAGAACUGGUUGGAUGUAGACUUAUACUGCAUCCUCAAUGAUAUUUUUCAUGUUCAGUUCCCCAUGACACGGGAGGCUUCCAAAAUAACUGAAAUGAAAAAGCAAACUGAAUUAGAAGAAUUAUUUAUGAACAUCCUGAGUGAGACAAGUAAAGAGGAAAAGCUCAUUUUCAUUAUUGAUGAAUCCCAGCACAUUGACAUGGCAUCUUGGAGAUUCAUGGAGGAACUGAUCCGGAAAGUCAGCGUGUUCUUUAUCCUGGCAUUGUCUCCCUUCCUGGAUACCCCUUGUAAAUCUGCUAGUGCCAUCAUGAAGAAUCGGAACACUACCUUUGUCAUGAUUGGUGAGAUAAGUUCGAAAGAUAUGCUGUCCAAGGUCUGUUUUGACCUCCAUGUGGUCAGCAUCCCCAAGGAGCUGGAAGUCUACCUUGUGGGAGGAAGCUGUGGCAUUCCAUUUUAUGGUGAAGAACUGCUGAAAAAUCUCGAACACCACAAGGUUCUUAUCAUCCAUCAAUAUCAGCCAGAAGAAAAGCCAAAGAAGAACUGGAACUUCCUGUUCAAAAAUUACACUAAGCCCCAGAUAAACGUAGAUAUUUAUUCAGUCUCUACCGUUGAGAGAGUAGACAUCUGCGACAUCGCCAGUGGUGUCAGAUUAAAAAAUAUGUCACCUCCAGCAACAUUAAAAGAAAUCUCUCUAGUCCAGUUAGAUAGCAUGAGCCUUUCUCAACAGAUGUUGGUGAGGUGCGCUGCCAUUAUUGGAGAGACCUUUACUACAUCACUACUCUUUGAAAUUCUCCCUUGUUGGAACAUGAAGAUGAUGGUCAAAGCCCUGGCAACUCUUGUUCAGUCCAGCAUCUUCUAUUGCUUCCAGAACCACAAAGAGCUUCGGCAUUUAACCAGCCGAAAGUAUGCCUCUUUUGAGGUGCAUCACCGUUCUCUGGCUCUGCAGAGCUCCGAAAAGAUUGAAGGUUUACGUGACAAGGUGGUGGAGGAGAAUGAUGUGACUCAGAGUCACAUCUUGAGAUUUUGCAAACCCAUAAUGCAGAAGACAGCCUACGAGCUCUGGCUUAAGGAUCAGAAGUCAGCUCUUCAUGUGAAAUGUGCCCGUUUUCUAGAGGAAGAUGCUCAUAAGUGUGAGCACUGUGGAAAAGGAGACUUCAUUCCCUUCCACCAUUUUGCUGUGAACAUUCGACUCAACACCUUGGACAUGGAAACAAUUAAUAAGAUGAUCGAUUCAAAUGCAUUUAGAAGUGCAGAAACGAUACUCUCAUUCAUACCAGUAGAUAUAGGGAAAUCUGAACUGUUGUCAGAAGAUCUCAGUCCUGAAGAAAUAGGAGAAAGGAUCUUGUAUUUAUUUGACACCAUUUUAAUAAAAAUAAGCUCAGUUGAGGAAAUAAUCAUACCUACAGAACCUUGUCAGUGUCUGGAAAUACUGGAAUAUGUUUUAUUACCUCUUGCCUACCACUUUACAAUUCUAGAAGAAUCAAGCAAAGCCUUAUAUUACUACCUAGAAGUUGUAGCUGGUUAUAUCAGUCUAACAGAUUACUAUUUGGCAUAUGUGUAUUUGUGUGAAGGGGAGAGAUUGUUAAAAUCUAUGAAGCGUAACAAAUCCUGGAGCUUCAAAUUUGAGGUUGCCAUCUUUUAUUCUCUUAAGGGUCAGGUCUCCUUCCAUGUGGGCCAGAUGGUGCUUGCCAAGAAGAUGACGAGGAAGGCAUUGAAGUUACUAAACCGAGUCUUUCCUUACAAUUGCUUUUCGGUUCUCCUCCAGACUCAUAUUGAGAAAAACAAACAUGCCACUUACAUGAUCCAGCAGGAACAGAAUUUCCCUCCUCCAGAAAAGAGAAAAAUGGCUCAGCUUUACCAGCAAAUCUCUUGCCUGUCCAUAAUAUGGCAGAUCUACAGCUUGGAUUCUGCUUGCCAUUGCAAGUAUUUUGAGCACCUAGCUGCCAUGAUGCAAGUGAAUUCUGCACUCAAAACUCAAGACGACUUUCAAAUCAUUAAAGCCUACCUGGACUACUCACUGCACAGUCAACUAGGAGGUUAUCAGGGAUUAUGGUUCAAGUACGAAGUCAUGGCUAUUGAGUGUAUCUUCAACAAGCCUUUGAAUAGAGAGGCUAUUGAAAUGAUUGUUCAUGUGGCAGUUAAAUUGUCUCACAUCAAGUUCCUAAUGGGUCACCUGGAGCUGUCCAUUCAGUUGGGCUUUAGAGCAUAUCGGAUGUGGCAGCAGACCAAGACUCCCAACAUACACUACAUGGUCCUUCACCGACUUGGUAGAGCUCUCUUUUUGAAAAACAGAUUCGUGAAGUAUAUUGAAGUGCUCGAGUGGAUGUGGUCAUUUGCUGCUGAAGAAGAACACACAGUCAGUCAAGGACUUUUCUAUUUCAACUGUCUAGACAUCUUGCUUUAUGGUGGCUUUAUUUAUAGGACCUUUGAAGAAUGUCUGCAUUUCAUAAAUGAAAAAGAAGAUAACAAAAUCCUCAAAUUCCACUGUGGCCUGUUACUGGCUCUUUAUUCGGAUGUAGCAAUCUGGUUUGCUAGACUUGAGGAGUGGGGAAGUUUUGAAAUAUUUUACAACAAAGCUAAAAAGUUGAUCCAGAGAAGAAGUAUCUCAAAUAUUCAGAGUGAGGGAUUUGCCAGGUACCUGGAAUGCCAGGUUCUUAGUCUCCAGAAACAAAUUCAAGGGCAAACUGAGAAUGUCCAAGACAUCGGAGUAGAACUACUCAAGAAUUUGGAGAAUGUGGUAGCUCAAUGUUCCACAGGUCCUGUAUUUUACCCAAGGAUUUACCACCUGAUGGCUUAUGUAUGCAUACUCAUGGGAGAUGAGGACAACUGUAACCUUUUCCUGAGAACAGCCUUACAGAUGUGUGAUGUCCACGGCAAUAUUCUUGAGAGAAGUUGGCUAACUAUCAGCAAAAAAUGGUGGUACUCCGACAAAGUGAAUACGGAUGAAAGUUGGCUUCAGAUAGUCUUGCUUCUUCCACAGUGGGAUGAAAUCAAAUUAGAUGAAUUAAAAAUAAAGACUGUUGAACAAAACAAAUUCCGAUUUAAAAUUGCCAUUACGGACAGUACCUUCUAG